AUGUUGUCGAUUAUCUUCAUUUAUAUUUACUUCCUCACUUUUCUUUCUUCCACUGUCCAACACCGCUGUCUUGGGUUUUGCGACGUAUACCUAAGUUUUAAUGAAACACUCAAUGCCAUCCCGUCUACUUGCGAUAAAACAUUUGAAUCUGGCGAGUGUUUCACUGAACUUAGUUUUGAUUACGUAUCAAAAUUGAUACAUGUCAAAUUCGGGGAGCAAAGUGUUGUUAGUGCAAAUGCAACAUCGGACGAUUAUUAUCUAUCCCAUGAGACGGAAAUGUGGCAUGAAACGUUCAAUGUGCAAUGGACUAUAUUCAAACAUAAAUGUUACAAUGAAGACACCUGUGAUUUGAAAUACGUUAAUACGAAAAUACUCGAAAUGCGCAAAUUAAUUUGGAAUUUCGCUGAAUUUCAACAGAAACUAUAUUCGGCAUUGUUCACGCCUGACUCAACUUUGGACACCAUUCGGUGUGCGUCAACAGAUGGUCAACCAGCAACGUGUUCUGACGAAAUCAAGUCCUGCAGUCUAAACAUGGACAAUCUUCGUUUCAAUAACACACAAAGAGGUUGUUCGUCGCGCAGCGAUGAUCACGCACGAAAACAACUGGGAAUCAAAGAGGAAACAGCCUACUUUCUCGAUGGCAAAGAAGAUGCUCGACAAAGUCUAGUUGAAUAUGUUUGUAAUCAUGAUUUAUGUAACGAACGAGAUCCAUAUCAUAUUGUCAUGAAAUUAUUGAUCGAAUACAAUCUAUUACGUCCAAAUACACCAAUAGAACCUCCGUUUUCUAUGGCCAGUUUGAAUCAACCAUGGUAUUGCACCACUGACAAUGGAAAAAAUCUUGCUAGCCAGUAUAAAACCGUCAAAUUUCUUCAUUCAAAUUUAAUCAUCUACCGACGUGCGAUGCCUUUCGAAUCUCUUCCAGACGAAUUAUUACUAAUCAUCUUUAGUCAUCUCCACCAGAUCGAUGUGAUCCGAACAUUUACAAACCUUAAUCAAAGAUUUCAGCGAAUGAUCAUCCCAUUUGCAUCUGUCAUCGAUCUGACGUAUCGAAAUAUACCAUCCUAUCGACUCUAUCAAUCAUUUUGUCAAGAUGUUCUUCCAUGGCAUGGACCAAAUAUUCGAUCACUCAGACUAGCUGGAAAUCAACAACUGUAUUUCAUUCAACCGCAACUGCAUCGGUUAAUGAAUCUACAGUCUCUCACAUUGAUUGGAGAAAGAUCGUAUGAUAUCAAUAAGUUCGUCAUAGAAAAACAAUUUCUCAUUGAUAUUCUGACAACUUCGUCUUGUCUAUCAGAAUUAAUAAUCUUUCCGGCAGAACGAAACGCAUUGCAUAUAAUUGCAUCUCACUCAUCACCUAAUUUAUCCACAUUGACUUUACUAUUUUAUAACGAUAUACCAAAUUUUACACUUACUACAUCAUUGAUAUUUAUCAAACGUUUGUAUAUUAAUCUUUGGUCACUCAAAGCAGUUAAACAACUAUUGAGAAUACUGCCCAGUAUUGAACAAUUGUAUUUAUCACUUCUUCGUUUCAAAGACUCCACAAAUUGUCAUCUCAUUCAAGUUCCACCCACACUAACAAAAUUACAUCUCGAAAUCAAUGGAUUUUGCUAUUCGCGAUAUGGACCACAAUUUGACUACAUCUAUCAAUUCCUAAAUGCUUUCAAAGACCGCAUAUAUUCAUUAGAUCUCAUAUUCAUCAACGCACUUCGCGAAUUUUCGAUCUAUAAUCGAUUUCAAAGUCUGACAAAAGACUUCGUUAGACUUCAAUCAUUUCAAUAUUAUUUACAAACUCGGUACCAACCGCAUUUCCCCCAUUUGUUUUCAAAUGUUGAGCAAUUACAAAAUUCGACGUAUAUUCUUUAUACUCUUCCACGACUUCAACCAUUCGAUNUCAUCAACGCACUUCGCGAAUUUUCGAUCUAUAAUCGAUUUCAAAGUCUGACAAAAGACUUCGUUAGACUUCAAUCAUUUCAAUAUUAUUUACAAACUCGGUACCAACCGCAUUUCCCCCAUUUGUUUUCAAAUGUUGAGCAAUUACAAAAUUCGACGUAUAUUCUUUAUACUCUUCCACGACUUCAACCAUUCGAUACUGUAUCUAAUCGAACAUCAGUGUAUCAUGACAUGAAUUAUAACCCGAAUCAGACGUUCGUGCAUAGUUAUGAAUGUCCUCUCAUAAGUAAUCAUUUUGACGAUGGGCAUUUACUGACACCGACGUUAGAUGAACAAUUUAAACUUGUUAAUGUGCACCAGGUAACAAUCGAGGGUGUCAGAAAUAUACGAAGUAGUCUGUCUGAGUUGUUCUCGAAAGUAAUCAUGAAUUCGUUGAGCCUGACGGAUAUACGCAUCGACGAACCGGCAAAUGUUUGCAUUCAAAUCCUUCACAACAUCUCAGUCAGACAGAGAAAGCAAAUUAUCUAUCUAGAUUUGCAAUAUGAUCGCUCCUUCGAUUGGGGCAAGUCAGUUUCUGUUUUAUCAGACAUGUUACCAAAUUGGAAGAUACUUGGACUUACGCUACGAUCACACCGCAUUCACCUUGAGUACUUCCACGUUGCUAGUAUUAUUAAAAAUCUUCAAAAGUAUUGUCGGACAUUGUCGGUGCUUAUACUGGAACUACGGAAAUCGGAUGAAGAGUUUAAAUCGAACUUCAAGCGCAUCAAAACAGAACUGUAUGAACUGAGCGUACGAACAAUGGAAACUCGACCGUUGUGUUACACAACAAACGGCGACAGUGCCGCUCUCUUGAUAUGGCUUUGA
Molecule: messenger RNA, 2754 nt
Organism: Adineta ricciae
Lineage: Eukaryota; Metazoa; Rotifera; Eurotatoria; Adinetida; Adinetidae
Source: the annotation of a GenBank genome assembly